AUGUCUUCUUGCUUAAGAGACCCCUCGAAUCGCUCUGAUCUUCCCGUAACGAGUCGCGCCAACCUCAAACGUCGACCGAAUCCGUCGUCUAUCAGGUCAGAGGCCGACGCCACUGGCGUACAAUGGCUGCUCUCUUCCGAAUGGACACCAGGAAAGCCUACUGGUCGAGGAAGGAGGCUGACGAUGCCUCCUGGAGAGGCAUUCAAGGAAAUCCAUGACUUGUUUUCCCUACUUUCUUCUCAUUUCCGUAGCUCUCAGUUGCUAAAUCCUGAGGACAAAGGGUUGGUGACGGACGGGGCGUACAUAGAAGCAAAGCACUACAUGAUGAAGCUUCAAGCAUUACUGGACGAGCUGAGAACACUCAAGGUCGAUAGCAACCAGGAAGACAGCAAACAAGGGUUGUUAAUAUCAAUAGAUAGUGCGAUCUCACAAGCACAAACAUGGGUUGAACAGAAGAGGGCACUUGCACUCAGCCAGGAAGAACAUUCCAAGAUCUACUGGCGCGCGCACCCACCAUCGCCUUCCCAAGGUCCACGAGUCGUGUCGGAGAAGAGGAACAUUCCCGAACUAGGCUCAGACUCGACACCGCCAUGGCCAACGUUGCACGCAAAUGUCCCUACCGACCGCACAGAGGGCGGAUCCAACCCCGAUGUCACUGUUCCAUGGCUGCUCUCUCCUAAUUGGGCUCCGAACGAGUUGGCAUUGUCUAGAAAACGGUUCACGAAACCACCCAAGGAAGCACUGACUGACAUGGCUCACUUGUACCUCGCCCUUCAGUCACAAUUUUAUUAUCCAUCGCUUCGAUUCGAGGACGGCGAGCCUAUGAUGACUGAGUCGUAUGCAGAGACGCAGCACUAUCUAAUGAAGCUGCAGGAGCUACUGGACGAGUUGGAAGCUCUCAAGGUUGUUGGCGAGGACGAGGCUCGUAAGACAAGAUUAACGGAUGAAAUCAAAAGAGCUUCUGCAAGCGUGAAAGAGUGGAUCGAGAAAGAGAAAAUCAAGGCGCAGAAACUCGAAGAAAGAAUACAAUUUCUUAUAGCUGAAGAGGAAAGAAAGCAGGAACUACAACCAGAAGCUUCGGGUUGCGUUAUAGCAUAA
Rhizoctonia solani is the source of this 1098-nucleotide messenger RNA. RefSeq names its product protein disulfide isomerase. Bases 1 to 1098 code for a protein of 365 amino acids. NCBI's taxonomy places the organism in Eukaryota, Fungi, Basidiomycota, Agaricomycetes, Cantharellales, Ceratobasidiaceae. The record is from RefSeq and is a predicted model, not a curated record. The transcript has 3 exons.